AUGUCUGAACCAAGGCGUCACGAAAGGCCAAAACUACCCAAGUUCGAACCUCUUCCUCCCACGAACCCACUCAAUAGGUUGAUAAAUUUCAUAGUGGCACCUAUCUUCUAUCUUCUCUUUACUACGAUUGCGAGUAUCAUCGUAGUUCCAAUCUAUGUCAUGAUUGACAAAUUCAAGCAUAGCCGCAACCAACACGGUGGACAACGGGUGCCGUCACAAGAAGACCGACAGUACCCUGGACAACCAGACAAAGUGAACAAAGCAUCGGCAUUCCUCCGAUCUUUCGGCGAUAGCUAUGGCACACCUUCCAGGAGCAAGAGAGCCGGUUGA
Messenger RNA from Exophiala spinifera, 330 nucleotides. RefSeq lists its product as uncharacterized. NCBI's taxonomy places the organism in Eukaryota, Fungi, Ascomycota, Eurotiomycetes, Chaetothyriales, Herpotrichiellaceae. Bases 1 to 330 code for a protein of 109 amino acids. The transcript has a single exon. The record is from RefSeq and is a predicted model, not a curated record.